GCAGAAUAUGGCACUGCUGUGGUAGGUUAGUGCCAAUGUCUCCUUUGCUCACCUGUGGCUAUGACCCCCACAGACACCAUGGGAGCACUAGUUUGGCUUGGCUAUGUUCGGUGGUGAUAGACAGAGAUAAGCAGGUGUGAGUCUGCCAAUCCCUCCCCACCUGAGGAUGGGAAUUGUGUGAACAGUGUGGGGGCGUCAGGCCCUGGGGUGCUUGCACCUGCAUGGGUAGGAGGGUUGAGGCGGCUGUGGGGCCUCUGUGGUUCACUCAGAGUCAUAUGCAGUCACCUGACCACUGGCACCCUGAAGGAAGGGGUAACCUGGGCCAGAGGGGGCAAGCAUCAGAUAGGGCUUGGCCCCUUAAGUGCUGAUGGAUUAAAUAGGAGCCACCUGUAGGGACUCUAGCAGUUUGGCGCGAUCCCCCGUGAGAGACUGAAGAUGGAGGAGGUCAUCGCGGGGCUGGAAGGGUUCACGUUUGCCUUUGAGCAGGAUGUGGAAUUGCAGAAGGGCACUGGGCUCCUGCCUUUCCAGGGCAUGGACAGUGAGUGGCAAUGGCAUGUUCCCCUACCCAGGUCCUUGCGGAGCUCUUCUCUCUGGUAGUUCACUGUCCAGGAUAGAAAGGCAGAUUUCCGAGCUCCCCACUGGCCUCCAGGGCUCCCUCCCUGGCUGUCCCCAAAGACUUGCACCUCCUCUCAGAGAUGGUCCAGCUCAGCUGUGUGCAACUUCUUCGCUAAAGGGCUCUGUGGGAAAGGGAUGCUGUGCCCGCUUCGGCACGAGACGGGCGAGAAGAUGGUGGUGUGCAAACACUGGCUCCGAGGCCUUUGCCGAAAGGGGGAUGGUUGCAACUUCCUGCACCAGUACGACGUCAACAAGAUGCCGGUGUGCUACUUCCACUCAAAGUUCGGUUGCUGCAGCAACAAGGACUGCUCCUUCCUCCACGUGAAGCCAGCUCCCAAGACCCAGAGCUGUCCUUGGUAUGACCAAGGGUUCUGCAAGGAUGGUCCCCUGUGUAAAUACCGCCAUGUCCACCAAGCAAUGUGUCCCAACUACUUCACCGGCUUCUGCCCCAAGGGACCUAAGUGCCAGUUUGGGCAUCCCAAGAUGAGUCCUGCACUCCACCCCAGUAAUGUGAAGGUAAGUCUUGUCAAACAGCCAAAGAAUCUAGCAACUCCAGCUUCUUCUGGCAACAUUGUAGCAGCCCCCUCCCAGGCAAAGCCCAUCGUGUCCCAUCAGAAGAGGUGGACCCUGCCUCCUGCCUGCAGCUCAAGGGCCCAGCCUGCACCAUAGGUAAGUGAAGGAGCCCACAGGGCAGGGAGAGCCCUUCGGUCUGCUGAGGGCUGCAGGGGAGGGCCAAGCACCUAGUUGGAGACCAUGACUCCACAUCUGCAGCUGAGGAGGAUGCCAUGCUGGGGAGGUGCAUGCCUGCAAUCCCAGCAUGCAGCAGGCUGAGUCUGCAGGACUGACUGCAGCAAGUCUGAGGAGGCUCAUUUAAUCUACAUAGCGAGCUCCAGGACAGACAAGGCUACAUACGGAGUGAAUCCUUGUCUGAAAAGAAAGCUGAACUGCUGGGCAUGGUGGUGUAGACCUUCGAUCCCAGCGCAGAGGAGGCAGAGGCAGGUGGAUCUCUGUGAGCUGGAGGUCAGCCUGGUCUACAGAGCGAGGUCCAGGUGUACUAGGGCUGCAUAGUAAGACCCUGUCUCAAAAUAAUUAACUAAAAUAUAAAAAAUAAACAAUGCCUUUAUGAGGUAGAUGACUGUCUGUCCUGCACUGUAAUUUUUCUCUUUAACCAAAUAAUCAGAUGGUGUACGCCUUUAAUCCCAGCACUUAGGAGGUAGAAACAGGUGGAUCUCCGUGAGUUCUAGGGCAGCCUGGUCUACAAAGAGAGUUCUAGGACAGUCAGGGCUGUUACACAGAGAAACCCUGUCUUGUGAAAAAAAAAAAAGUGGAGGCAGGAGGAUCAGAAGUUCAAGGUCAUCCUUGGUUAUAUAGAGAGGCAGUUUGGGCUACACAAGACCUAGUUUCAAAAAGAAAAUACAGUUUCACCAGAAUGCUAGGCAAGAGGACAGAACCCUUUAUUUUCUUGUAUGUUUGACUUAUGAACUUUGAAAAUCAAGAAAUACCUUGUCUGCAAUCUGGGAGCUGAAUGUGAAUCCUAAGUUUCUCUCUUUUGGGUCCAGAUCUUGUGAUUAUUCUCAGAAUGGUCUCAAACUACUGCACUUACAAGGUCUUCCCACCUCGACCUCCGGAACAAGACCCCCGAGAGGCUGGAGAAGCCAAUACAUUCUUUAGAAAACCAGCCUGUGGUUCCCUGGACAUGCGGGGACUUUUCUUUGGAGAAUUGAUAAGAAGGCAUGACCUUAACUUUCUCUCUUUUCUUCAAAACCCAGGCCACCAUGCCCGUGAAGAAAGCUGUACCAGCUGGAGUCAUCAAAACCUAGCCUCUAGCAAGGGAGCUGGAAGCCCUCCUAGUGACGGGGCUCCAUGGCCUCACCAGGGAAUUCCGCACAUAGUGGUCCAGUGAGCCCCAUCACCCCAGUGAGAUACAGGAUGCAGAAACAGCCUACAGCAUCUGGCUUAUUUCCAUCUAUCCUGUACAUGAACAAGCUGCCAAAAAUUAGAGCAGGCAGAGGUCGGCUGACUGCGGGAAGGAGGAGUCAUCUGUGAACCAGUGGAGCAAAGGGCACUGAACUCCACCAGGUCAGUCGGUAUCCCAUGCUCAGCUCCCAUGCUCUUGCAGACCGCUCUGGGUCAAUGGCCUCGAGUGCUCCCCAAAAUGGGCAAUGUAAUCAAACAGUUGCUUUUAGCUCGACAGCUGUUUGCCUGUAUGGCUUGUAUAAAUUUGAGAAUACAUUCCGUGUCUUAUGUGAAGCUGUAUUAAUCCUCCCCACACACACACAUACACACUUUUUUAAACACCUCUACCCACUGAGCCUUCUUUUCUGGCCCUGGAAAUAAAUAUUUUAUUUUAUUUUUGU
Peromyscus californicus insignis is the source of this 2972-nucleotide messenger RNA. It is a transcript of the gene Cpsf4l, whose product is annotated as cleavage and polyadenylation specific factor 4 like. The transcript has 8 exons. Gene Ontology annotation, molecular function: RNA binding; metal ion binding. NCBI's taxonomy places the organism in Eukaryota, Metazoa, Chordata, Mammalia, Rodentia, Cricetidae. The record is from RefSeq and is a predicted model, not a curated record. Gene Ontology annotation, cellular component: mRNA cleavage and polyadenylation specificity factor complex.